ACUCCCAAGGUAGACAAUCAGGUGCUUAACUCCUACUCAACUCUAUAAAUAAACAACAACGUUACUUCCCAACACAUCCAACUUCUCUAGCGGAUCAGAUCAGCCAUUACUAAAUAAAUUUAAGAGAGAGAGAGAAAGUCAGUGAAUUUAUCAAAGGAUGACAACCCAAAUGAAUGAGCUUCAAGAUCAUAUGGCUCUUAUCUCCCAAAUGUACCCUGGUGUAUACACCCAAAUUGUACCACAGCAAGGUGAUUUAAUUUGUCCUCGACGGCGGCGGAAGAAGAACAAGGGAGGGGAAAACGGCCUGGCAGGGAUUAAAAAAAGGAAGCUUAGCCAGGAACAAGUUAAUCUUCUUGAACUUAAUUUUGGUAAUGAACAUAAGCUCGAGUCUGAAAGGAAAGACAGACUUGCUUUGGAGCUGGGACUUGACCCUCGUCAGGUAGCUGUCUGGUUCCAAAACCGAAGAGCUCGCUGGAAGAACAAGAAGCUUGAGGAGGAGUAUAGCAAGUUGAAGUCUGUCCAUGAAGGCGUUGUUCUUGAGAAAUGCCACCUUGAAUCCGAAGUUCUAAAGCUUAAGGAGCAACUUUGUGAGGCAGAGAAGGAAAUCCAACGGCUGGGGGAGCGAGUGGAUGGGGUUUCCAUUAAUAGCCCAAGCUCAUCUCUGUCAAUGGAAGCCAUUGAUCCACCUUUUCUAGGGGAGUUUGGAGUAGGAUAUGAUCAAGAUGUUUUCUACAUAGGAGAAAACAGUUAUAUUCAUGGCAUGGAGUGGAUGAAUCUGUACAUGUAA
Durio zibethinus is the source of this 787-nucleotide messenger RNA. The record is from RefSeq and is a predicted model, not a curated record. NCBI's taxonomy places the organism in Eukaryota, Viridiplantae, Streptophyta, Magnoliopsida, Malvales, Malvaceae.